GGCCGCUAGAGCCCGACGUCGGUACGCGUACCUUUUAUCGUGUGUUUCGCGAGUGACUCGUACUUACGUGCGAUCUUUGAAAAUCUCCUGGGUGAGAUAUUUUGUAGAUAAUACGAGAAAUUAAAUCUCCUGCACUCAUAAGAUUCUUCUUUUCUGGUCACUGGAAAAUUAUCGCUUGAAGGUUUAACCAAGCCGCAGCCAUUGCUGACGCUGCAAUACCAGAAAUUAAGGGCAUAAUGAAGAUGAGUAAGGUGGGUAACCAGACCAACUCGCAGGACCCUCAAGCUGUCAAUUCCAGAGUGUUUGUGGGGAACCUCAACACCUUCCAAUGCAGCAAGACGGACGUGGAGAGGAUGUUCCAGAGAUAUGGACGCCUUGCUGGGAUUUCCAUGCACAAGGGAUACGCCUUUGUACAAUUCACCAACCCCUUUGACGCCCGCAGUGCCUGUCUGGGGGAGGACGGACGAACCGUGCUGGGACAGACCUUAGAUGUCAACAUGGUUGCAGAACCAAAACCACACCAAACCGGCAGAAAGAGACAAAACGUCGCAAAAACUGGAAAUGACUGGGAUUAUUACUACGACAGUUACUACGCCUCCGCGCAGUUCCUAGCGCCUAGACUGGUGCCGCCCCUGAAGCGUCCUCGUCUGAUGGGUGCAACCCCCGUGAGGGCGGCAGCGAAGGCGGCGGGGGCGGCACAGCACAAGCAGUCCAGCCCGCCGCCCCCGACCCCUCUACCUCUCGGCCAACUCAAGGUGUACAGCAACCCUGACAUCCUGAUCUGCGGCAACUGCAGAGAGAUGUUCACAGAGCUGCAAGAGUUGGUAGAACACAAGAAGACAUACUGCAAACUGCGGUUCACCUGCAAAUGUACCACCACCAACGGAGCGUAUGCCAAGUCACCGGGCCACGACACCGCAGCGCUGCUCUGUGUGCAAUGCAAGGACUCCUUCCUGAGCGCCUGGGACCUGAUGGAACAUGUCCAGGCGGCGCACAUGCUCAACAUCUACGAGCUAGGGUCCUCCAAGAGUUCCAGACUGUCGCCCACCCUGGAGACUACACCACCUGUCUCACCCAACGGCAAGGAGGACGACAAGUCAGUUGGGGACCAGGAUGAGGUGAUGACGUCACCCGUAGAUAUGGAGGAUGAGCUUCUAGAAGUAGAGUCCACCGCGCAGGCCUGUAUCAUGCACGCCCUGCGUAUUGACUCUACCUCAUCCAUGAUGGAAGGAGAUCACAUCAUGAAACCCUUGAUCAAUGGGGAACUCAAGGCCCAAGAGUGAGCCGAGACUCAUUUAGUCCUUCAUCCAGUAUUAUACCCAAUGUUUCUCCAGUUUUGUAUAGA
This is a messenger RNA of Macrosteles quadrilineatus (aster leafhopper), 1345 nucleotides long. RefSeq names its product RNA-binding protein Raly-like. Gene Ontology annotation, molecular function: RNA binding. Lineage: Eukaryota; Metazoa; Arthropoda; Insecta; Hemiptera; Cicadellidae. Bases 237 to 1283 code for a protein of 348 amino acids. Gene Ontology annotation, cellular component: nucleus. The record is from RefSeq and is a predicted model, not a curated record. The transcript has 13 exons.